AUGGCUGAGGUUAGGCCCAUCUUAAAAGAAGGCGAUCACGAAGCUAGUAAGUACAUGUCGACCACAACCGUCCUAUGUCACUUUUACCUAUACUAUCUAAGGUAUGUGAACGAACUGCAUUAAAUUAAUUCCUUCCAUAUCUUGAAUUACAUGAUCGAAUAUCUGUGAAGCAGAGUGGCAAUAGGAAAUCGCACUCCACUGAAACAACUUUGAUACAUACAACAGAUGUUAUUUUGAUUGCUAUCGAUAAACAGAAAGUGACCGCUGUGUCGCUUUUGGAUAUGAGCAAGGCGUUUGACAGUUUGAGUCAUGGGCGGAUUCUUCUAGACAAAUUGCAAGAUGUCGGCGCUUCGACAUCCGCCUUAAAGUGGUUCGAAAAUUAUUUGUCCAAUAGGAAACAAGUAGUCCGCACUAAUUCUGCAGUCUCUAAUUUAUUGCCUGUGGUCAGCGGUGUCCCACAAGGCAGUAUAUUGGGGCCACUCUUAUUUACGAUAUACGUUAACGAUUUGUCAACUGUCACUAAAAAUAGUUCAUCCGAAUGUUAUGUCGAUGACAUCAAACUGCUCAUGUCAUUUCGUGUUCAUGAAUGUAAUAACACUGUCAUUGCCAUGAACCAAGAUCUUCUUGGUAUUCGCAACUGGUGUUUUGACAACCGUUUAUUGUUGAACCCAGAUAAAACUAAACUGAUUGUAUACGGAAGUAGACAGAUGAUGGACAAGUUACGGGAAUUUCACCUUUCACUAUUGGGAAACGAUUUAGUACCAGUACAGACUGUGAAGGACCUCGGAGUGACCUUUGAUAAAACUUAA
Messenger RNA from Paramuricea clavata, 809 nucleotides. The record is from the annotation of a GenBank genome assembly. NCBI's taxonomy places the organism in Eukaryota, Metazoa, Cnidaria, Anthozoa, Malacalcyonacea, Plexauridae.